Solenopsis invicta (red fire ant) is the source of this 1651-nucleotide messenger RNA. RefSeq names its product nuclear speckle splicing regulatory protein 1. The record is from RefSeq and is a predicted model, not a curated record. Bases 294 to 1457 code for a protein of 387 amino acids. The transcript is spliced from 2 exons. Lineage: Eukaryota; Metazoa; Arthropoda; Insecta; Hymenoptera; Formicidae. Gene Ontology annotation, biological process: regulation of alternative mRNA splicing, via spliceosome.
CGCGAACGAGCGUCCUCGUUGGCUCGUUGAAGUUGAAGUUGUUGGUCGUUGGUUCAUGCGCGAUAGCCACAGCGAUUGAUAGCGAUAAACGCGGCGAUAUAUCGCGGAUACCGUGGAUGUAGCGGAACGUUAUCUCGUUCUCGGCUCAUCUAUGCUAAAUUAAAAAUAUUAAUCUUCAUUAUGAAUUCGCGGUGCUCGUGUUUGUGUAACGUGACUCACGCCGACCGACAGAUUAGGUUAGAAGAUUAGGUUAGGAAGGAAUCUUGCUGCGACUCUAAGGACGGUGAUCAGCGAUGGCUAAUAAACAGUUCGGUCUGAUCUUGCCGAAGAAGAAGCAACAGCUGCAGCAGCAGCAGAGCACGGCGCCGAAGCUCAGCAAUGUUUUCGGGGACGACAAUGCGUCCGACGACGACGACGGUACCGACUGGGUCAGGAAAGCUCUCAAGGCAGAGGGCGAGAAGAACAGGAUGAAGAAGCAGACGAAGCUCGAUAUACAGAAGGCUCUGAACGAGGAUCCGACGAUCUACCAGUAUGAUGAGGUGUACGACGAUCUGGAGCGCGGCAAAGGCCAGGACGGCGCGAGCAAGCAAGAGAAGAAGUCCAAGUAUAUACAGAAGCUCCUGAAUACAGCCGGCCGAAGAAAAAGGGAGCAGGAGCAUAGGAUAGAGAGAAUGGUGCAGAAGGAACGCGAAGCCGAGGGCGAAAUGUACGCGGACAAGGAGAGUUUUGUCACCUCGGCGUACAGAGCGAAGCUGGAGGAAUUUAAGAAGAUGGAGGAGGAGGAGGCUAAAAUGGAUAGAUUGGAAUCUAUCGGCGACGUGACGAAGCAACAAGACAUGUCAGGAUUUUAUCGUCAUUUGUAUGAACAGACCGUCGACUUUAAAGAUGGAACUAAUAAAGAUGAUAGCAAGGCAAAAAAAGAGAGUACCGAGCAGAAAGAAAGGAGAACUUCCACAAGCAGCGCAAAUGGAGAGAAUGAAACGGUGAAUAAGAAAGUGAGUGAAACAGAGGAAAAACAAAGAGCGACCACAAAGCCUAAGAAGUCGAGGCAGUACAGGCAGAGAGCCAUAGAAACGUACGAAUCUGAUUCUGAAACGGAGACGAGUAAAGAAGAAAUGAAGAAAGAUCAAAUCGUUGUUUCGCCAAUAGACAAGGAGGCCGAUGAAGCUGAGAUACAAGAACCAGAGGAAAAGAAACGAAAAAUAGAUAAAAACAACGUGAACACAAUCGAAAAUAUUGUAGAUAACAAGGAAAAAAAUACAAUUGUAAAAGACGCUGAGAUCUCUCAGGAUAACAUUACUCCAGACAGUGAAACAGUUGAAGAGACUAAGGAGAAGCCUGUUGAAAAGAAAGACAGGUCUUCCAUUUGGGAAAAGAGAACAGUAGGUCCAGUGUUUGAAGCAGCGUUACAAAGGUAUUAUGCAAGGAAAGCAAAGAAACUGAUUGCUGCAAAUUAGAUGUAAUUAAUUUAUGAUUAUAUUAAUUUUUUAUACAACUCGUCAAUAUUUGUACUUUUUGUUCCACUUUUAUAUCGAUUAAUAUCGACUUUAUUCCCAUGACAAAAUUGUACAAAAAAAAUGAUAUAAUCUCAAACUGUAAAAAUGUGUAUAAUGAGAAUUAAAGAGAAAACUUAUUUUAUGAUGUUAGAAAA